AGUGUUGGCUAUUAACGUAUUACUAUUCAUUGAAGUUCAUUACUUUUGUCUUGAGACGAGAGAAAGGAUCGAAAACGUUUAAUUGCCCAAAAACCCUAAGACAUAAUGUUUCAAUGUAAAGGUUUAACGUUUGGAUAAUAAGCCAAUGCAUUUACGCGCCAUGCGUAAAUGCAUCUUAUUGUCCCAGCAUAUAUAUUGAUUUAUCGAUCUUGUUAUUUGCGCCCAUAUUUCACUGGUGGUGAAGCAGGAUUCAGAAGUUUUGUCCGUAUUAUAACACAAGCAUCCGGAUUCUCAGUCGGGUUUCCCACGCCUCCAUAUGGAUGGGAGCGCAUGGUCGAACCCCAAUGUGCCAAAGCCCACACCACCACCCGUCCACUGGAAGAGCUCAUUCACAAAUGGCACGCGUUGCUCCUUUGUCUCCCCGAGAUGCUAAGUGAAACGUCUCCCCCUUUAUCCUGAGGGUGUUAACGUUUAACAGAAGGAUGUGACCGUCCGGGUGAUUUGCAAGCAACCGAGAAGGCCCGCGUUGGAGCAAUCAUGCAUAACUAAAUUAAUCAAUCGGGGCAAAACAGGAGUUUGGCAGGACACAUAAAUUCGAAUUGAAUUUACUGUUAGCCUAGGCUUGUACUCACACGUGUGUAACACGAAAAUAAGUAUUUGUAGGCUUAUCGAGUUUCGGAUUUCAUGGACUUUAAUUAGCCUACAUGAUUUAUAAUUUAUAUUAGACUAGAAAUCAACGAUCCUUGGAUAUCCUAUAAUCAUCAAUAUAAAAUACAAUGCAUAUCUAAUUCAAGAUAUAAAUAAUUUUCCAUAUAUUAAGAUUGUUAUCUGAACGUCUAUAUAUUUCAAAAGCCAAAUACAGAUACAUCCACUUUCAGUUAAAUGCUACCUUUUACGCAUGGCGUAAGAGUAGCUUUAGUUUUUGCCCCUACUAACAGUUUUAUAGUUUUACAAUAGUAUUAUAUAGUUAUUACACCCACACCCACAACAUGCCUCCCUACCUCCUGGGUGGGAGGAGCCACAGAACGCGUCACAGAGCUGAAGGCUUAAAGUAGGAGUCCGGCACGUGGAGACGCAACACUGAAAUCUUGUGUGUCAUGGAGAGGUCGUCACUUAUUUAAGAUUACUUUUUGCCAUUUUACUGGAUAGAUUCUCCAGCAGCAGCGGACUCGGCUCCCACUACACUGAAAUCGAAGGCUAUAUCGAAGGCUAAAUCGAAUGACAUGGAGGACGCGACAAAUGACAAAAAGUUUUUCAAGUCCCAGAUGGAACGGCGUCGUAGAGAGAGAAUGAACCGCAGUCUCGAGCAUCUGAGGAGCCUGUUGCUGCAGGCGCCACAAGAGCAGUGCGGCGACCAGCGCAGAGCUGAGAAGGCCGAGGUGCUGGAACACACCGUCCUCUUCCUCCGGAGCUCCGAGGGGGCCCGCCGGAGGGACGGCGGCACGGCCGGGUGCAAUUCUUUCCGAGACGGCUUCUCCGCUUGUCUGGAGAGGGCCACACGUAUCCUAGGACCACAGGGCAAAGGUUUACCGAAGGCCGUGAACUUUGACACCACCCAGGUCCGCCUCUCUAGCUCUGACUAUGCCGGCCUCGAGGCCAUUUCCUCCAUCACCAAACAAUACAAAAUCAGCUCGAAGUCAGUGCGCAGACCCAGACAGCCACGGACCUCGUCGUCGGCCCUCCAGGCCUGCGGGAUUUCGCUUCACCCAAAACCGUGUCCCGUACGACACGAGAGAAGCGCGAGAGUCGGCGAGCAAACGAAUGGAGCCGUUCCCGCGCAGGAGAGGACGCAACAGCGGCCCGCGACAACAGUAUCCCCGGCCCCGAGCCUGUCUUCGUUCCAGUCGCUAUGGAGACCCUGGCCCUAGUGCCGCCCCCCAACAGACUGAUCUAUUAGCCGAUCUUUUAAUUACUUUUCCAAGAUGCUCGGGUUCGGCCAGGGGUUCUUUAAGACCCAGCCAAACUGUACCGGACUUCGGGUCCACUCCUUAAUCUCCACAUACUACCUACGAAAGAUCCUUGAGCAAGCCGCCAAACUCCUGCUUAUUGGCCGUCUGACCUCAAGGAUCCCACGAGACGCCCGGUCGUCCACGAGAAAUAAUGAACUAGAAACUGUUCAAGAAACUUUUCUCCGGCCAUAUUUAUGCUGUCUUUUUGCACACUAAUUUAUUAUCUCCCUAUGGUGAGCUG
This is a messenger RNA of Gadus morhua (Atlantic cod), 2190 nucleotides long. RefSeq names its product transcription factor HES-2-like. The coding region runs from base 1224 to 1868 and encodes 214 amino acids. Lineage: Eukaryota; Metazoa; Chordata; Actinopteri; Gadiformes; Gadidae. The record is from RefSeq and is a predicted model, not a curated record. Gene Ontology annotation, molecular function: protein dimerization activity. The transcript has 3 exons.